AUGGCCCUAACUCCGGGUGCAAUUCCGGUGAUCGUGGUGUCGUUCAUCGCUACAAUUCUGUCCAUGGUUGCCCUUGUGCUACGGCUAUGGUCAAAGUACAUCCUGCGCCGUCGCAUGGUAUUGCAUGACCACAUGGCUUGCGCUGCGAUGGCGUUCACAGCGGGCACCUCGUCUGUUCUUCUCGCGGCCGGGUUUUCUGCAGACUCGGGACUGCAUCCCGACCAUAUCCUAGCGACCGACCCAGCUAUCUUUGCGUUUAAUCUCAAGCUAUUCGUGCCGACACAGCUUCUCUGUGUGGCCGCCAACACCUGCGUUAAGAUUUCGAUCCUGUCGCUGUAUACGUCCCUGUUCCCCAGCUGGCGAUUCACCCUGCUGUGUUACGCCACCAUGGCGGCGUCGUCGGUAAACUUCUUCGCCGUCCUACUCGAGAUGUUCCUGCUCUGCACACCCGUCCAAUUUACCUGGGACAAGUCAAUAGCCGGCACUUGUGAGGGGCAAGCCACGGCGUACCUAAUUGCGGGCAUCUCUAACCUGGUGAUUGACGUCUUUGUCCUCGUCAUUCCCAUGCCCAUGCUCUUUGGGCUUCGUAUGCCGCUGCGGAAGCGGCUGGGCGUGGUUGGCAUGUUUAGUUUGGGA
Chaetomium fimeti is the source of this 636-nucleotide messenger RNA. RefSeq lists its product as uncharacterized. Lineage: Eukaryota; Fungi; Ascomycota; Sordariomycetes; Sordariales; Chaetomiaceae. The annotation marks the transcript as partial. The record is from RefSeq and is a predicted model, not a curated record. The transcript has 2 exons.